This is a messenger RNA of Trichomonas vaginalis G3, 1146 nucleotides long. Its product is annotated as protein kinase. Gene Ontology annotation, molecular function: ATP binding; protein tyrosine kinase activity; protein serine/threonine kinase activity. The coding region runs from base 1 to 1146 and encodes 381 amino acids. The transcript has 2 exons. Gene Ontology annotation, biological process: peptidyl-serine phosphorylation; peptidyl-threonine phosphorylation. NCBI's taxonomy places the organism in Eukaryota, Parabasalia, Trichomonadida, Trichomonadidae. Gene Ontology annotation, cellular component: cytoplasm. The record is from RefSeq and is a predicted model, not a curated record.
AUGAGUUCUCCGCCACGUCUUCCUUUACCUCUUGGACCAUGUCUUGUUGCCAACACUGUUAGAGAAUCUCCUAACUCGUGUGACAACACUGAUGGGGAGUUUAUUGUCUAUCAAGGCUCACAAGUAACAAAUCCAUCAGGAGUAACUUAUACGCUUGUCGAUAAAGUAGGCGAAGGUCAUUUUGGAAAUGUCUAUGAGGUGAAUAGAAAUUCCGAAAACGACAAUAACCAAAGCUUCGCCAUGAAAAUAUCAAAGGCCGAACAAAAUUCUAUAGAACAGUUUAAUUACGAAACGCUAGUUAUGCAAUACAUUAAUCAAAAUGCACGUGGUAACAAUCAAUACUACAUUCCAUUUAUGCACGAUAAUUUUAUGUAUAAUGGACAUCUCUGCAUCAUUUUAGAUUUAGGUGGUCCAAAUCUCUACAAUGUCUUGGCCUCCAGGAAUUUUGAAGGACUCUCCCUUGCUAACAUACAGACGAUAGCUCGAGAUCUAUUCAUGGCUCUAGUGGCUAUUCAUCGAAUUGGAGUUAUUCACACCGACAUCAAACCAGAGAAUAUCGUACAAACUAAUCCGUUCUCUGUGCAUGUGAAGCUCAUAGAUUUCGGUAACAGCAUUACUUUAAACAAUACCUAUGAGCAAUACUUCCAAACAAGAUAUUAUCGCGCUCCUGAAACAGUUCUUCAACUGAACAUAGAUACAAAAAUUGACAUAUGGUCACUCGGUUGCGUCCUGUGUGAGCUCUUCCUCGGACUCCCAAUUCUGCCCGCAAUGAACGAAUAUCACUUGGUUAGCCUCAUCGAGCAGACAAUUGGACCGUUCCCUACGAACAUGGUGGAGCAGAGCGUAAGGCGCAACGCGAUGUUUGAUACUGACUAUACCGUCAAAUCUGCUCAAACAAUUUCCCAAGAAGAACCUGAUAUGUCAUUCGAAUCUUUCGAACCUUACUUCGUUUAUACGCAACUCAGGGAUAUCCUGGAGAAUUAUCCAGUCGAUUCGUCCUUCAAUGAAGAGAGAGAAAGAUUAGAAAUACAGAGAAGAGACCAGUUCAUUAAUUUGGUCAUACAAAUGCUCAAAAUUGACCCUGAUGAUAGAUUGUCGGCUGAAGAAGCUUUAGCUCAUCCAUUUAUGCAUCUUCAUUUCGAUUAG